UUUAAAGAAGGCAGUUUCACAUUGUUCAGGUUCAGUUGGCGGUAAAUCUUAGUGUCAAAUUCUCUAUUAUUUGUAUUCAUUUUUAAAGACAUCUUAAUUUUGAAAAAAUGCCAUCUCUUUUGGAAUCUUGUGAAAAAUUCUUUGAAACCAAAGAUUUGUACGAGGUGCUUAAUAUCAAGAAAGAUGCCUCAGACAAGCAAGUUCGUAAAGCCUAUCACAAGCUAUCCCUGAUCGUUCAUCCUGACAGAGUUGACGAAAACAAGAAGCUUGAAGCUACAGAAAAAUUCAAAGUACUGAGUCAUGUUCAUUCAAUUUUAAGUGAUAGUGAAAAAAGGAAAAUUUAUGAUGAGACAGGUGAUUGUGGGGAAGACAGUGAUGAACCAAGUGACCGAGAUUGGAGUGCAUACUGGAGGUCAUGUUUCAAAGAAAUCACGGUUGAAGACAUUAAUAAUUAUGAGAAAAAGUACAAAGGUUCAGCGGAAGAAUUGGAAGAUUUAAAGAAAGCAUACCUGCAUGGAAAAGGGAGUAUGGAUUGGAUCCUGGAAGCUGUACCUUUUACCAACACAGAUGAGGAAGAUCGUUUGAGAGAACUCCUGAAACCUUUCAUGGACAGUGGAGAAAUUCCUGUUUACAAGAGAUUUACUAAUGAAAAUCCUAAAAAGACGGCUGCAAGGAAACGAAAGUAUGAGAGAGAAGCAAAAGAAGCAGAAGAACUAGCCGCUGAGUAUGGUUUGGAUAAAAACAAGAAGUCUGAAGAUGAUGGUGAUGGCAGCCUGAUGGCCAUUAUCAAAGCACGUCAAGGCCAAAGGCUCAUUGAUGGAGAGAAUUUCCUAGACCGCCUAGCAGAAAAAUAUGCUGCAAAGGUAGCUAAAGGAAGUAAAAAGAAAACAGGAUCUAAAAGCAAGAAAUGAGUGUACUGUUCCUAUUCUUGAAUGAAUGUUUGAUUUUCUGUCUAUGCGAAAUAAGUACAAAAUCUGUAGUUUUCUCAGAAUUUGUACUUAAACUAUCUUAAGGUUAUCUUUAAUAUUUUUUUUACCUAUUGUAAGUGAUGAUUUGUAAGUUGUAUUCUGUUGUUUUUAUUUUUAGUUCUUAUAUAAGGCUUGCAAUAAUAAUGUAAAAAUAUUUUAA
Messenger RNA from Frankliniella occidentalis (western flower thrips), 1128 nucleotides. Its product is annotated as dnaJ homolog subfamily C member 9. The transcript is spliced from 5 exons. Gene Ontology annotation, molecular function: heat shock protein binding. The record is from RefSeq and is a predicted model, not a curated record. NCBI's taxonomy places the organism in Eukaryota, Metazoa, Arthropoda, Insecta, Thysanoptera, Thripidae. Bases 108 to 911 code for a protein of 267 amino acids. Gene Ontology annotation, cellular component: nucleus; cytoplasm.